GAGAAAGAGAAUGUGAGACGUAGGCAGUAUCACAAAGUCUCUGUCUCACAUUCUCUUUCUCAACAACACUCAUAAUGAGUUCUUAGGUUUUUGUUACAGCAGCCGGUGUAUUAAUAGGUAUAAAUAAUUCAACUACUAGAAGUUCGUUGUAUAUAAUUAAGAACUACGUAUUUCAUAUUUAUGUGUACCUAGGUAGACAUCAAGACAUAGUUUCUACUUGUUCUAUCGAUGAAGCUGCCUCCAAAAAGAAAACUCAAACACUUCUUCUAUGUCUAUCGUCUACAGCUUCUCGUGGUGCACUUUUUGCUUCUUCCGAAUAGAUUUUGCUUUUUGUUUGCAUCAUCUCUGCGUUUGACAGCAAGUUCUUUACCGAGGACACGCAGAGUCGUAGAGGAUGACUGCUGCAUUUUUGGGGAAGCGCUAUCUAUUAAGGGUAGGCUAUCACUAUCCCAUUUGAACUAUACUAAGUGGAGCCCUCUUUGAUUUAACGGGGAAACUAAGGAGUAAAAAGAGGAACCCACCCAACCAGGGAUAGUGAGAAAACACCUCGAAAGCUGAAGUCGGACGCGCCGUCUCAGACUCGCCGGCUAAUGUAUGAUCAGAAGCAUAGCAAGAAGAUCCCCUGCUUGUAUUUUGAUUUUGCGUAAUUAAGUACUUAGAUGAUACUAGCAUUAGCACCCUCUUCCCCACGAAGUUGUUCAUGAUAUUCAUCUUGGUUAAUACUGCUUCUUGUUCAUACCGCAAUAGACGAAGUCGCGCACCGAUUUUUCUGAACCACAACCCGCACGCUGCUCCUGGCAUCCUGAGAGGAGCAUCACCAGCUUGUAGUCCGUUGAAUAAUGGAGGUGGAGAUGCAUUUGCACAAGUUAAGGCAAGCAAUCCUCAACACCGUCAUCCUUGCUCGGCAACGACGAGAAAGCAUCCCCUCAGAUCAUCACCCUUGGUCUCCUUUUCCAGGUUUUCAAGGGGACAAAGAAUGAAAGGCUCAAGGAUAUCAUGUCUCUCAAGGAAGAUGCAAACGCUGCAGCUCUAAACAAGCUGGCAACUACCUUGCUUGUGCAAUGGGGUCGCCUCAAAAUGCUGCGCCACCCAAUACUGCUGUCUCCGCCAUCGACCUCGCCAUCCGACAAAACCCUCAUCGACCAGUGAUCGCCGGGACAAGAGCCGGCUACGUCUGUGAACAUGCUUUUCAUGCUUUAGUUAAGGCUUGCUUACGCUGUGGUCGUGUUGGUGAGACAAUCAAUUUCGUUCCAUGAUAGAUCUGAGUACUUCUAUUAAGUACCUAUAAUCAUGUGGAUGUGGAAUUUUAUUUGGUGCACUUGCAUCGUCUGAGUGGAAGAAUCUAACUGGUAUAGAUCAUUGUUCUUCUGUUCACCUUCUCCACAACAAACGUUCUUCUGGGUAAAAAGCUCGUGAUCAUACUAUAUGUGCCAACUGCUUGGUAAACAAGAAGAAUCAUAACAUCACAAUCAAACUUCAUCUACCACCGACCUCCUCCUCUAAUUUUCGGACAUGUUUAUGUUGCAUCCCGCGACUUUUCUGCUGUUGUUUUGGAGACGUAUGUGCGUGGUUCACAAGUCUCCAGUUCCGCAGACGUUAUGGGUUUACGAACAUGUGGGGAGAUGAUACUCAUUUUCACGUUUGACAUACUCUUUUUCACGUUGUUUGUCUUUGCUUAUCCUUUGUAUUUUUUCCCUAGUUCUUAGGUCCCGUUCCACCACAAAAUUUAAUAACUUACCCUUUCUCGUCCUCACAACAUACUCAAUCAUUUUCACAUAUUAUGUCAUAAGUUACAGUUCGUAGAUCAUACAAAGAUUUUCAUGAAAGAAGAAGGAUCGAUGUCGUCAAGUCAUUUUUGUGAGAUUCUGAUGGAACAAUAUUCGAGAAUAUUGCAGUGAAAAGUCCUGCAGUUCGUCUCCUUGAGCAGUUUAAUGAUGAACAGGACAGAGGUUUGCGAAAUGAAAAUGAUAAAAUCAACCUACCUUGCCCUUGGUGCGGUGUAUUAGCUAGUACGACCUGGUUGUAUUCUUGUGAACAUGAUACAUUAUCCUUAUCGAGAGCGAAUGUAAAG
Amoebophrya sp. A25 is the source of this 2071-nucleotide messenger RNA. The record is from the annotation of a GenBank genome assembly. NCBI's taxonomy places the organism in Eukaryota, Dinophyceae, Syndiniales, Amoebophryaceae.